UUUUUAAUAGAAUCGUUCAUCAUGUCACGUCUAAUUUUUGGUAUUUCCAUUAUUUUUGCGAUUUUUAUUAUAGCUGUCAAGUCACAAAAUUGCGGACCAACGCCUCAAGUUCUUCCAGAAACGUGCUGUUCUAUUCCGCAAUUCUUCGAUGACACAGACUUAAUAAAGUGUAAAACUGCUCGUACAUCAAGAGCUAAGAGAUUUGCGACAUCACGAAUGGAAUUAGGGACUUGUUAUCUAGAUUGUGUUUUCGAAACGACCAACAUUACUUUUUCAGGUGGACGAGUCUUGAACACUCAUGUUUUAUUGAAAAUAUUGUUGAAGGAAACACCAAAUGAGCCCCAAGCGACACAAGUCAUCACAAAUGCUGUCAGUCAGUGUAUUAAUGAUUUAAAUACUGGUGUUUUGAAAAUCAGAAAUCCAACUGUCAGCAAUUGUUCGACGAUACCAUCAGCAAUAAUGAUUUGUAUUCACAAAAACUUCUUCAUGAAUUGUCCAACAAAUCGAUUCUUUAAUUCACUUCCAUGUAUGCAGCUAAAAGAUUAUCUAAAGCGAUGUCCGAUUGGCAUUUAGUUAAAUUUUAUUUGUGUACAAAUAGUCUUUUUUUUUUAUUUAUGGAUGGACAAUACAGCAAAAUUAAUGAUACAAAUAAUGAAAUACCUCAUUGACUUAAAAUAAAGAUAUAAUCAAAUAGAACAUACAAAACAUAACAUAAUAUUGACUCGUUUAUUCCUCUCGUCGCGUCAUUUUAAAUUUCAAGUCACCAUCAGGCGCAUACAUGAAAGUGAUGGCAUAUUUGAGUGGUGCAUAGUUAUAUUCCAGUUUAUAAUUUCUGAUGAGUUUGGCAAGUAAAAUUUGCAUUUCUAAAUCAGCAAAGCGUCUUCCUAAACACAUC
Molecule: messenger RNA, 895 nt
Organism: Chironomus riparius
Lineage: Eukaryota; Metazoa; Arthropoda; Insecta; Diptera; Chironomidae
Source: the annotation of a GenBank genome assembly